Suillus bovinus is the source of this 183-nucleotide messenger RNA. RefSeq lists its product as uncharacterized. Lineage: Eukaryota; Fungi; Basidiomycota; Agaricomycetes; Boletales; Suillaceae. The annotation marks the transcript as partial. The record is from RefSeq and is a predicted model, not a curated record. The transcript has a single exon.
GAGUUGCAGAAGUUGCUGGUUAGGAGGUCAGUGAAGAAGGUGGCAGAGGCAAGGGCAGAAAUCAUCCUUCACGUUGAGUGUGACCAGCUUGCUCAUAUGCAUGAUCGCGAUCCCAAGGUCAUCUGGGAGACGCUCGCCCAAGUUCAUUGUGCACGUGGCCUAGGUACCAGGAUGGCAUUGUGA